AUGGUCGAUUAUUUCCCUGUCUAUAAGAUUUGUUUGACUGGUGGUCCUUGCGCUGGUAAGACUACAGCCCUUACUACCUUAAAGGAAAAGUUAACUGAAAAGGGUCUUAAGGUAUUUGUUGUCCCUGAAGUUCCUACUUUAACCAUGGAAGGUGGUGGUAUGAUCAUUAUGGGUGGUUUAACUUCUGAAAAUGUUUGCAGAUUCUAAAGUUUGUUAAUGAAGGCCUAAAUCAAUUUAGAAGAUUACUUCAUUGAUCUCGCUAAGCUUAAUGGAAAGCCCGCUGUUGUUCUUAUGGAUAGAGGUGUCAUGGAUCCUAAGGGUUACAUGGAUGACAACACCUGGUAGGCAGUUUUAGACGAAAGUGGCUGGAACUCUGUUUAUUUAAGAGAUAAGAGAUACGAUGCAGUCAUUCACUUAGUUACUGCUGCUGAUGGUGCUGAAAAGUUCUACACCUUAGAAAACAACGUAGCUAGAUAUGAAGAUGGACCUACUGCUAUCAAGGUUGAUUAAGCCCUUCAAAAUGCUUGGAGAGGUCAUCCCCACCACAUCAUUAUUGAUAACUCUGCACCUUCAUUCGAUAAGAAGAUAGAAAAGGUCAUCAAUGCUGUCGAAAAGUUCGUUGGUAUCCCAGUCACCACCACUUUAUUUAGAAAGUUCUUAGUUGAAUCAUACUAAAUCCCUGCUGAUGUCAAGACUGAAAUUUUUGAAGUUGAAGAAGCCUUCUUAAAGACUGACUCUGAAAAGAAUGAAUUCGAAAAGAUCAGAAAGAGAGGUUAAAACAACGCUUUCUCUUACGUCCACACUGUUAGACAAAAAUCAAGCAACAAAGAAAUGAGAUGUGAAGUUAAGAAUAUUAUCACUGCUAGGGAAUACAUUAACCUCUUUGAAAAGAGAGAUACCACUUUAAAUAUUAUUAAGAAGACCAGAAUUGCUUUCAUUUAUGACAAGCUUUCUUACAUCUUAGAAACUUUCAAGGGCAACACUUUGCUCAGAUACGAAACUGUUUCUUCUGAAACUCAACCCAAGUUACCUCCUUUCAUCAAGAUCACUAAGGAAGUUACUGACGAUAAGUCUUUCACCACUCUCCACGCUGCUCAAGCUGAGUGA
Tetrahymena thermophila SB210 is the source of this 1107-nucleotide messenger RNA. Its product is annotated as AAA domain protein. Gene Ontology annotation, molecular function: phosphatidylinositol binding; phosphatidic acid binding; GTP binding. The transcript has 6 exons. The record is from RefSeq and is a predicted model, not a curated record. Lineage: Eukaryota; Ciliophora; Oligohymenophorea; Hymenostomatida; Tetrahymenidae.